Cottoperca gobio is the source of this 3363-nucleotide messenger RNA. RefSeq names its product transient receptor potential cation channel, subfamily C, member 6b (gene trpc6b). Gene Ontology annotation, biological process: regulation of cytosolic calcium ion concentration; calcium ion transmembrane transport; single fertilization. Gene Ontology annotation, molecular function: store-operated calcium channel activity; protein binding; inositol 1,4,5 trisphosphate binding. The record is from RefSeq and is a predicted model, not a curated record. NCBI's taxonomy places the organism in Eukaryota, Metazoa, Chordata, Actinopteri, Perciformes, Bovichtidae. Gene Ontology annotation, cellular component: cation channel complex; plasma membrane.
UACACAUGAGAUGCAGCCGGUUGCUUUUGGACGUAGUUUUGGGUCGUAACGACUUGAUGAAGUGAAAGUGAAGUAAUUUGGCGCAUGAGACUUCUGUGAGUUGCCUGUCAUGAUGAAGAAGAGCAGCAGAACUAAAACAACAAGGCAUUCUCAGAAAUCCAGACAGGUUGACCAAUGAAGGGAGAGCCAUGAUGCUACAGCAAGUCCUUACCAAACCCCGGAGACAAGUUUUACGAGGAGCUGGUUACCUAUAUCAUGCUCAAUCCUCCUCCUGCCUUUCCAAGACAGAGGAGCUUUUCUUAGAUGCUGCAGAAUAUGGCAACAUUCCUGAAGCAAGGCGGAUGAUAGAAGAGCUGCCAGACCUCAACGUCAACUGUGUGAACUACAUGGGCCAGAAUGCAUUGCAGCUGGCAGUUGCAAAUGAGCAUUUAGAGGUGACUACGCUCUUGCUUAGGAAGAAAGACCUAGCUAGAAUAGGAGAUGCUCUGCUGUUAGCCAUCAGUAAGGGCUACCUCCGUAUAGUGGAGGUCAUACUGAGCCAUCAGGCCUUCGCAGACGGUCAGAGGCUGACUAACAGUCCCAGCCAGGCGGACACACAUGAUGACUUCUUUGCCUAUGACGAGGAUGGCACACGUUUCUCUCACGACAUCACCCCCAUCAUCCUGGCUUCUCAGUGCCACGAGUAUGAAAUUGUGCACAUACUUCUUAUAAAAGGGGCCCGUGUAGAACGGCCCCAUGACUACUUCUGCUCGUGCAGGACCUGCAGCGAGCAGCAGAGGUAUGACUCAUUCAGCCAUUCACAAUCCCGCAUCAAUGCAUAUAAAUGUCUGGCCAGUCCAGCGUACCUGUCCCUCUCCAAUGAAGACCCGGUGAUGGCAGCUCUGGAGAUGAGCAAUGAGCUUGCAGUUCUAUCCAAUAUUGAGAAGGAGUUCAAGAAUGAUUACAAGAAGCUGUCCAUGCAGUGUAAAGACUUUGUGGUGGGACUCCUGGAUUUGUGUCGAAACACAGAGGAAGUGGAGGCCAUCUUAAACGGGGACACUGAAUCCUGUAAAAGCGCAGAGUCCUUGGGCAGACAAAACCUUAUCAGGUUAAAACUUGCAAUAAAAUAUGAAGUUAAAAAGUUUGUAGCACAUCCAAACUGCCAACAGCAACUCCUCUCCAUCUGGUACGAGAACUUGUCUGGACUACGUCAGCAGAACACAGCUGUUAAAAUCCUUCUCGUCUUUGGUGUAGCUGUGGGGUUGCCUGUCCUUUCCUUUUUGUACUGGAUAGCACCAUCAAGUAAGCUAGGGAAACUCAUGCGUGGACCUUUCCUGAAGUUUGUGGCCCAUGCAGCUUCGUUUAUGAUAUUUCUUGUCCUACUGGUCCUGAACGCGGCAGACCGCUUUGGGGGAACAUCGCUACUGCCUAACAUGACCACCCACGAUCACCCCUCACAACUGUUUCGUAUGAAGACCACCCCCUUCACCUGGAUGGAGAUUCUCAUCAUAUCCUGGGUCAUAGGGAAGAUCUGGGAAGAAUGUAAAGACAUUUGGUCGCAGGACAUCCGGGAAUACAUCUCAGAACCCUGGAACCUUCUUGACUUUAGUAUUUUGGCCAUUUUUAUGACCUCUUUCAUUGCCAGAUUAAUGGCUUUCUGGCAUGCAUAUUCUGCUCAGUGCUAUGUUGACAAGCACUACAGUGACUUGUCCAACAUGACCUUGCCCUUUGAGAUACAGUAUUUCCAGCUGCCUCGAAUCAACUGGAUGCCCUCAGACCCACAGCUUAUUUCUGAAGGCCUCUAUGCAGUUGCAGUUGUGCUGAGUUUCUCUCGCAUUGCAUACAUCCUGCCUGCCAAUGAAAGCUUUGGGCCUUUGCAGAUCUCUCUGGGAAGAACAGUCAAAGACAUCUUUAAGUUCAUGGUGAUUUUCAUAACAGUCUUUGUGGCCUUCAUGGUGGGAAUGUUCAAUCUGUACUCAUACUACCUCGGAGCCAAGCACAACGAUGCCUUCACAACGCUCGAAGAGAGUUUUAAAACACUAUUUUGGGCCAUCUUUGGCUUGUCUGAAGUGAAAUCGGUGGUCAUUAACAUCGACCAUAAGUUCAUUGAGAAUAUUGGCUAUGUUCUGUAUGGGGUGUACAACAUCAUCAUGGUGAUUGUCCUGCUGAAUAUGCUCAUUGCCAUGUUCAACAGCUCCUUCCAAGAAAUUGAGGAUGAUGCUGAUGUUGAGUGGAAGUUUGCAAGAGCUAAGCUCUGGUUCUCGUACUUUGAGCACGGUGGCACACUGUCUGUGCCCUUCAACCUCAUACCCAGCCCCAAGUCUGUCGUUUCCCUCUUGCUGGGGAUAAGGGAAUUUCUCUGGGAUGUACCUAAAGACAAAAGCAAAGAAAAUUCAAAUGAUGAGAUGGAGCUUAACAAGUUGAGACAACAGGCAGAUCUGAGUGUGGAGGCAUCGCUUUGUCCAAGCCCUCACCAAAAUAUAAUGAAUCGCCUCAUCAAACGAUACAUCUUAAAAGCUCAGCGAGAUAAAGACAAUGAUGAAAUAAAUGAAGGUGAACUGAAGGAGAUCAAACAGGACAUCUCCAGUCUCCGCUAUGAGCUGCUGGAACAAGCGAACCACGACGUGGAGACACUGGCAAAACUCAUCAGGCAACUGGGAGAAGUCAUGCAUGUUCAGCAGAAAGAAGAGCAGAAGAAUGAGCUGGCUAUACAGUCUUCUAAAAUAUAAAGAUAAGAGAUGUAUUUACUGGACACGCUUCUCAUUAAUGAGGCAUUCGGUCGGGGUCGAAGGGCCCUUAGGCAAGAACACAUGUUGGACAAAAACAACUGUUAAAAAUAGAUAAUCCACUUAAAAUACGAAAGCGUUAGUUUUUUCCCCUUGGUGUAAACGUAGGCCUUUGGCAGGAAAGCUCAUGAAAUCCUCUUUGUCCCCGUAGCUGUACAUUUUAUCACAUGGUGGCACUAAUGGAACUUUCUUUCUUGUUGCACAGGCUCUGUUACACUAAUAUGCACUACUGACUGCUAACAUAUGAUGGUGCUGCCUGAUACCAGCUGUUUCUACUGUUUGAUUCUGAAGCGAUUUUUCCAUCUGGAGUAGAAAAGCAGUUCAGACGGAAAAGAGAAGCAUAUGUUUGGAUGUGUCAGUGUCAGGUUCAUAAGUUAGAGAUGAACGCUUGUUGAUAAUUACUGCCCUCAGAGCUUUCUGUAAAUCUCAAGUUAAGUCUUUUUUCAACCCGUAGUUAAAAUCAAUCAACAUGACUGGUGUUCAUUUUCAUACAGGACAUUAACUUUUAGAUUAGUUUAAUGCUGUGUUUUAUUAAAAUGUUGAUCACUUAAGCAUACUAUUUAAUUAAUAUAAUAAAACUCUAUGUUGAUUAUCUUCA